CUCAUGUGCUACAGACACUCAAUUCUAGGAUACGGCAGAUCCACCGCCCCACCGUCAUCACCACUGAAAACGAUCGCCAACUCAUCGCGAGACCCGACCUAUCUACCUAUACAAAGGACCAGGCUGAACUCUGAUAUGGCUGAGAGUCUCGACUGAUGAGAAUUGUUGCCUUCUCAAUCGAUUUAGUUGCUACGUCAAAAAGUCACUUGCCUCCCUCCCGCAAAGCUCAGAUUUAAGAAAGGUGGAAGACCCGUUUGUCAUGGCGGCUGUACCUAAAGACAGCGACAAGCAUGCUGGCAUAAAGAUGCACGGGACCAAAGGCUUCAGUCCCGGCAGGUGCCUCCGUGCCGCGAGGGACUACAAGCCGGGCCAGCUGAUGGCCGUGUUCGAUGACCCGCUCGUCGCCUUCCCCGACGCGGCCGGCAGCAAGACGACGUGCCACCACUGCCUGGUCCACAACGCAAAGGUCUUUGGCUGUACGGGUUGCGACAAGGCUGUCAGCUACUGCAGCGACGAGUGCCAGAAGGUCAACUGGAAGCUGAUCCACUCCAAGGAGUGCAAGGUGUUCCGCAAGGUGCAGGCCGCCGUUAGCAAGAACUGGCUGCCCACCCCCGUGCGAGCCCUGGUCCAGAUCCUGCUGCGCCUGUCCGAGGUGCACGAGGUCGUCACCGGUCUAGAGGGUCAUGGAGACAAGUUCAGGGCUCGGAAGGAGCUUUGGGAGAAUAUGAAGCUGCAGGCCUACGCUGGUAUUCACUAUGCCGGACGCAAGGAGGAUGAUGCGAACCUGAACUUGGCCGCCGAGAUACUUUGCAAAAUUCAAACAAACUCGUUCGACAGGUUCGAUGCCGAUACAGGCCAGAGUGGCACUUUUUUGGACCCUCUUCUAGCCAUGGUCAAUCAUUCGUGCAUCCCAAACGCCGUAGUCUUGUUCUGGAAGCGCAAGGCCUAUCUCAGGGCUGAGACGCCUGUCAAGGCGGGAGAGGACAUCACCAUAUCAUAUAUUGACUACACCAAGCCCCUGUCCUUUCGGCGCCAGGACCUAGAGCUGUAUCAUUUCCAGUGCGGCUGCCUACGCUGUGAGAAGGACAUGGACGUUUACCAGGUCUGCCGAGCAUCACCUAUACUCAAGUUCAACGAUGCAACCAUCUCUCCUAGCGCCGCGUGGCUGGCGAGCCCACCUGUCAGCGCGGGCCUUCCCGACCAAGGAGCGUGGCGAGCUCAAGUGGAGGCGAUAUACGCAGAGUGCGUCAGUACCCGUACCGAGAAUCCCACCGCGAACGAACGCCUGGCCAAGCUCAGGGAUGACUGGAGGCGGUGCAAGCCGCUCGUUGACGCAAAGCUGUGGGCGCUGGAACCGCUUGCCAAGACGAUACAGUCGGCGACGCUGUACUACCUAGCCGCCGACAGGCUGCCCAAUGCGCUGGCGACGGCCUGCCUCUCGGUCCUCUACUGCGAUCCCGUCCAAUACAUCGCGCCCUUCAAGCAAUUCCGCCUCACCGGCCUGAUGCUCGUCGCAAAGGUCCUCACGCAAACCUCGGUCCCCGACGACGAGUCCCUUGCCAAAGACGCGCAUCCCGACGUCGUGGCGGUUAUGAGCAGGUCCGACCAGGCGUCCAUGCUGCACGCGGUCCUGCUGCUGGUUACCAGCCUCGCCCCUAAGGGCCAUUCUCCGGACUGGGUUAUUCUCGAGGAGGCAAAGGUGAUGCUAUCGGGCAUCGAAAGCAUCAAGGGAAGGGAGAGUGAUGCUAUGCUGUUGCGCAAAUGCCUGGCCAACCCGGGAAGCGAUGGCCCGCAGAUGUCCUUCUUCCGAGAGCGGGUCUUGGGUCCCUUCGAGGAGCUGGCGCGCCUCGCUCCGUCGGUGAUCGCGGCGGACGUCGGCUCUUGAGCUGUGUUUUGUUUUGCGUGUGUAGUCUACCGUGGCCGAAUCACCAAGCCUGCUUGAAAUCUCCACCCGCACGUGAAUUUUAUGCUGUAUGCAUCUCUCAGCUUGCGCUCUGUCAUACAAAUAACCGUGACUUUCAGCUGAGGAACAUCCAAUAUAUCUCAUGAGCGCGGGGCUGUGCUUGAUUCUCAACCCAGCCGCCCUUCCUCGCCCC
This is a messenger RNA of Gaeumannomyces tritici R3-111a-1, 2096 nucleotides long. RefSeq lists its product as hypothetical. Bases 260 to 1885 code for a protein of 541 amino acids. NCBI's taxonomy places the organism in Eukaryota, Fungi, Ascomycota, Sordariomycetes, Magnaporthales, Magnaporthaceae. The record is from RefSeq and is a predicted model, not a curated record. The transcript is spliced from 3 exons. Gene Ontology annotation, molecular function: protein binding. Gene Ontology annotation, cellular component: nucleus.